This is a messenger RNA of Cinara cedri, 2391 nucleotides long. The record is from the annotation of a GenBank genome assembly. Lineage: Eukaryota; Metazoa; Arthropoda; Insecta; Hemiptera; Aphididae.
GUUUCUCACACAAUUCGUGUUCGAUCAUCGUCUUAGCUAUACGUGAGACGUUAACGAUAGAUAGUGUAGCACACCAAUUACAUACAUUUUAUUUUUUUAUUUUUUUAAAGUACCGUAAAAUAAAAUAUAAGUAAAAAUGAUCAAAACUUUGGCCGUCAUCUUUUGCAUUGCCACGACCAUAGCCAUGGCAAAGCCGGCUACAUACACGACUAAGUUCGACAACAUAAACAUCGACGAGAUUUUGUCAAACGACCGUUUGGUAAACAACUACUUCAAGUGUCUUAUGGACAUGGGAAAGUGUACUCCGGACGGCGAAGAACUUAAACGUGAGCAUCUAAAACUUGAAGUUUUUAAAACUCAUAUACGCACUUAAACAUAGAUAUAUCUUGAACCUAAUAUUUAAAAUAAACUAAUUUUAUUAUUUUUCGAAGGAUUUAUAAGUGUUUUAAAAACGAAAUUUAUUUAUGUUUAAACGAAACGCCGAAGAAAUUGAGCAGAAUAAUUUAUAAUUGUUUAAGUUUGAUAAUAUUGUUUUAAAUAUUAUUUUUCCGAAAAUAGUUUAAUUUUAUUUAGAAAUUAGUUUAGACCUUCUCUCGAUUAUCCAACAAAAUAAAAUCUACUAAAACUAAAAACUUAACAAUUUCACUAAACCCAUUCUUUGUUCGUUUUCUUAUUUUUAGUUUUUACAAUAUUAUACUCUAACAGAAAUAGAAAAUAUCGAUAAUAUUAGAUUCAUCUGUUUAAGAAUUUGGUGUAAUAUUCAUCCUUUCUACCUAAAGUCAGUGGCGCGAGAGCAAUUUUUUAUACUUGAGGCAAACUAAAAAUUUAGGACCUACUUAUCCAAAACAUUGAUUUUUAUAUCUUCUAAAAAUAAUUGUUUUAUAGAAAAAAGUCUCAUUUAGUUAUAGGUUAGGUUAUCAUAUGCAUAUGUACUUAUUAUGUUUAUUAAUAAUAUAGUACGUAAAAACUAAGGGUAUUUCUGAUAUCUGAAUUAGUUAAUCAACGUUCAACAUAUUGAUUCAACAUGACCCACUUGUUUUAUUCAUGAAGCAAUUGUUUCAAAUAAACUUACUUUGGAACGCCACUGCUUAAAAGUACAUUAUUUUGGCCAACCCAACGUUUAUUCUACCAUAAAUUUAAGUACAAAUAAUAGAAAAGUACAACUUUGAUGUUUACCACACAGUUUUAGAAACAUACUGUAUUUUUUCUUUAUAGAAUCGGGUAGUUAUAUUAUUUCUAAGUGCACUAUAGACUUUUGUUUUUUGUUAUAUGAAUUAAACAAUACCUAUAUAAUUUCCUAAAAUAAUGUUAAUUUCAAUUUCGUGGCACGAUCAUUAAAUUAAUGUUUUAAACGAUGUAUACUGCUAGGCACUCCCCUCUUUUGUAUUAUAAUAUUUAUCAUUAAAAAGAUGUGAUUUGCAGACGCGGGAGUUAAAGUCCUGAACGCGGCAUUUGCUAAUACAUUUCAAUAUAUGCCUCCUGAAUUAAUGGGAACUAUAAACGAGAUGCACGGGACUAUAAAUCAGGCGUAUCAGAAAGAAGUAGAUCAACUGAAGAAAAACAAUUAAUAUUAUAAAACAAUAUUACAUUUUUCAUUCCCACAGCACAAUAACAAUUCUUUAAAUUUGGUUUUAUUAUACGUACUGAUUUUUUAAAAAUAUAUUUAUUUUCGUUGGCCAAUAAAGCAUAAAAUACUAUAUAUAUAUUAUUAUUAUUAUUAUUAUUAUUACAUGUAUUCAUUCUAUAUAAUAUAUUUGUUGAUGUACAUUUUUUCCAGUUUAGUUGUAAACAAGACAAUACAUUUACAUACUUAAUUAGAUAGGUAGAUACGCUAAAAUUAAAAUCCAAAACGUUUACUGAUUCACAGAAAAACAAAAAGAAAAAAAAACUAUACUUGUAAAUAGUUAUUUUUUAAUUGCAGGUACUAUAGUACUAAUUAUUUUUUACAUGCAUUUUGCAGGUAACUUAUUGGAUGCGGUACAAAACAAAUGUGCAAACUGUUCAGAAAAACAAAAACAGGGCUCCGAAAUAAUCAUUAAAUUCUUGUAUGAAAAGAAACCCGAUCUUUGGAUGCAGCUCGAAGAUAAAUAUGAUCCCAAGAAGAUAUACAGACAACAGUAUGUGGAAGAAGCGAAGAAAUUGAACAUUAAACUUUAGAUCAAAAUUGUUAUUGCAAAUUUAAUCAAUUAACAAUAAAAAUAGCAUUGUAGAAUUUGUUUUAUCAAAAUAAUUCAAUAAUAUUUUAUUAAAUACUAUUUAUUAGAAGAAUUAGUACUUACAAAAUUUCAUUAUAUCAAAAUGUAUAAAAUAAUAUUUAUGAACUUUAAAGAAAUCAAAUAUUAUAUUAUACGUAAUAUAUGAGCUGAUAAACAAAAUUGUUUUUUCUAACUU